GAGCCGGACCGACAUGAAAGGCGUGCUACGCGAUUGAGCCGCAAAAAAAAAAAAAAAAGAAAAUGAAUGGAAGCUGCUGGUCGUGAUGCAGCGGGGUUGGUUGGACUCGUAUUUGAAGUAGUUUGAAGAAUGGAGUGCGACAUUUUGGACUCGUUGGAGCAGCUCGGCUAUGGCGGCCCUCUGCUGGAGGAGAAAGCUCUGCUCACGGCUGCAGAGGGAGGUCUGUCCUCUGCUGAGUUUGUGGACCUGUGCAGGUGGCUGGCCUCCAAGUUAAAGCCUCUAUGUGGUCUGGAGGAGAGCAUUACUUCCGACCCAGGCGACUUGGACAGCCUUCAGUUGGAGAUGAGUGGUUUGCUGAAGGAGCUGCACUGUCCUCAUGAAGAUGUCGUCUCGGGGAUUCUCAAAGGCAGUGUGCCAGUCGCCAAAGAUCACCUCAAGUGUGUCUUGUUUCUGAGCUCUGAGCUCCAGGCGGCUCGGAUCGUGAGCAGCAGAGGAGCCUCUGAUGAACGCCGAGGAGAGGGUCCGGCGUGUCGGGAGCUCCGGUCAAUCUGUGAGAACCUGAAGCUGCCGGAGCCCGGAGGACGAGACGCAGCAGACGUUUUAUCCUGUGUGUUCGUUUAGGUUGACAAACUAGUCACAGAUCUUCCUAAUGGCACCGUUGGAAACCCGGUACUGAAGAAAACUCUGUCCAGUGAACAAUGGGAGAAGUUGCAGAGUAUAAACUCUGUUCUGUGUUCAGAGUACGAGUGUCGGCGCAGGAUGUUGAUUAAACGUCUGGAUGUCACGGUUCAGUCUUUUGGGUGGUCAGACAGAGCAAAGGUAAAGGUGGACAGCAUGGCGAGGGCCUACCAGCCGAAGAGACACUCUCUGAGGCCACAGCCCGGCGUGGACAUGGCCGAGCUGCUGGCUGCCAGAGAGGACAUCUGCAACGUGGUGAAGACCAGCAGCGGCUCCAGCAGGGAGAACACGACAUGUGCCGUCAACAAGAUCCUGAUGGGGAGAGUCCCAGACCGAGGAGGGCGUCCGUCAGAGAUCUCAGCCCCAGCUCCAGAGAUGCCUCCAUGGCAAAAAAGACAAGAGGGAGGAGGUGGCUGGGGAGGCCGAGGGGGUGGAAGAGGAGGAAGAGGAGGAGGUGGUGGUGGUUGGAGAGGAGGAGGAGGUGGAUGGAACCAAGGAGGACACAGUGGACAAGGAAGCUAUGGAGGACAUGGUGGACAUGGAGGAAAGAGAGGACGGUACCAGUAUUAAUUUCUGCUGAUGUGCUUCGAUGUCUGGACAUUUUUUUUUUUUAAAGUGAUCGCGAUCGCUUCACAUGAACUCGAUGAAAGAAGGAAACACAGUUUGAUGUAAUGAUGGAGAACAAUCCUUCUCUUUGUUUUUCAACUUUUAGUAGUUUUUCAUUUUUCAUUAUUAAUAUUCUCAGUGAUUUAAAAAAAAGCGAGUGCGUUUUUGUACUAAAUCAUUUAACAUGUGCACUGGGACAGCUCUGAAACUGUCUCAAAUCCAAACUCCAUACAAUGAGGAGUUAACACUAGGGUAGUCAUGAUAGCAGAAUUCUAAACUUUGAUAUACGAUACUAAUAAAAAUCAGACGCUAUUGAUAUCUGUUUUGAUACCACAGCAAUGACAUUAGAAGUCCUUGGCGCCCAUUAUUGGGUUAUUGUUUGUUUUUAAUGAUCAAAUAUUACAGGGACACUCCUGCACCGAUACACACACAUCCUGGCAACCUUUCAGUACGAGGACGUUGCCAUUUCCUCUGCUCUCUUUCCGUUUGUAAGAAUAAUCAGUGUUAUUUUUUGCAUCGUCAUGAGACGCCCAGAAACUUUUGAGUUAAAGAAAUGACUGAGGAUCUGAAAAAAAAAAAUUGUUUUGUCCUAAAACAUGCGGUAUUGAAAAUGUUGACACCACUCGUUACUUAACAUUGUAAAAGUGUCAAUGAAGGAACGUUUAAACAGGUUGGUAUACAUGUAUUUAAAAAAUUACCUUUUCAAGCUUCCACACUGCGAUGCAGAAUGGGGUCAAAAAAUAUCACAACAGGAACAUGUGAUUCAAACCAACAUGUUCCUUUAGCGCCUCCUCUCUUUAUUUAAAUGCUGUUUUGAAAUACAAAUCUUCAAAGGUUGCAGCCUCUGUUUAAACAUUAUCAGUGUUUUGAUUUAAUUGUGUGUUUGUGUGUGUGUAGUAUGGAACUAGAACACAGACUGUAUAUUUGGACAAAGUGUGGACACCCUGAGCUGAUUCUUGAACAAGUAAAGGGACAAAGACAUUAACAGCUUCUCUUAACAGCU
Messenger RNA from Labrus bergylta (ballan wrasse), 2287 nucleotides. The record is from RefSeq and is a predicted model, not a curated record. NCBI's taxonomy places the organism in Eukaryota, Metazoa, Chordata, Actinopteri, Labriformes, Labridae.